CAAUGGCUACUCGUUCAUUAGUUCCAACUUUUAUAACUAAAACAUUUGAAAUGCUAGAAGUAAAUUUUAUAUAAAGGUUUAGGAUCAAUCAAUAUCUCAUAUAGUUUCUUGGACUGAGGAAGGAUUAAGUUUUGUAGUAAAAAGCCAAAAAUUAUUAUAAUAAUAAGUGUUGCCAUAAUAUUUUAAACAUAGAAAUUAUUCCAGUUUUCUUAGGUAAAUUUAAAGAAGGAUUAGUUAGACAAUUGAAUUUAUAUAAUUUUAAAAAGAGUAAACAUUAGGAUGGCUAAGAAUUUAAACACAAAUGUUUUAGAAAAGGAGUAAAGUAAUAAUUUUAAACAUCCUUUUAAUAGAUAGAUGUUACAAUUUAUAAAGCGAAGAAACAAUGAUGAUGGGAAUUAGGAAUCUGUAAAUCCUAAUCAACCAUGUAUUUUAUAAUAUAAUUUGUUUAGCUGCUAAAUUGAAGGAAGAGUAAAAUAUCUUAAGGGUGUGUGCAUCUGAUAUUAAAGAUACAAAUACAAGAUUAGAUGAAGAUAUGCAAAUAUUAAAAUAAAAGAGUGGUGUGCUUUUGGAAGAAAUGUGGAAUCUCAAAAAGGUUGAAACUCAUUAUAUUGUAGUUAUUACAUAGUCAGUUUGAUUAAGUGAAUCAUAAAUUGGAGAGGAUAGAUAUUAUCAUAGGAGCUAUGUCUUAACAUAAAAAGUUUAAAAGUAAUUUAUAUUAAUAACACAAGAUAUCUCCUAAUAUUUCACAACUAAAUUCUUAUAGAAUGAACUUCAUACUCUAGAAACAAAUCUAAAUUAACCAUUAUUUGAAUCACCAAAAUAAGAAGUUGAUGAUUAGGAAUAAAUUAAAGCCUUAUUCGAAGAAUUAUAAAAUCUAAGCAAGCCAAUUCAUUUUGAUUGA
Paramecium pentaurelia is the source of this 901-nucleotide messenger RNA. NCBI's taxonomy places the organism in Eukaryota, Ciliophora, Oligohymenophorea, Peniculida, Parameciidae. The record is from the annotation of a GenBank genome assembly.